AUGGAGACAUCAGAAAACUCAGUCAAACCUGUCCAAGGGGAUGAGAUUCGCUACCUCACACUAGAGGCUUCUACUAAGAAGCAAGGAGACAAUGGGGUGCGUCUGCUGGGCUCUGCAAUUAGUAGGGAUGUCAACGAAACUGUUCUGUCUGAAAAUUUAUCUGUUUUUUGCCUAGAUGGUAAACCUAUGUUACGCCAGGGUGACACAGGAGACUGGAUUGGAACAUUUCUAGGUCAUAAAGGUGCUGUCUGGGGUGCCACUCUGAAUAAGGAUGCCACUAAAGCAGCUACAGCAGCUGCAGAUUUUACAGCCAAAGUUUGGGAUGCUGUUUCAGGGGAUGAACUGAUCACAUUGGCUCACAAACAUAUUGUAAAAAGUGUGGAUUUUACAGAGGACAGUAAUUACCUACUGACAGGUGGACAAGAUAAGCUGUUGCGUAUUUAUGACUUGAGCAAGCCAGAAGCAGAACCUCAGAUGAUCAGUGGACAUACUUCUGGUAUUAAAAAAGCUUUAUGGAGCAGUGAUGACAAACAGAUCCUUUCAGCUGAUGAUAAAACUGUCCGCCUCUGGGACCGGACCACUGCAACUGAAAUAAAGGCAAUAAAUGUUGCAAUGUCUGUGAGCAGCAUGGAGUAUGUUCCUGAGGGGGAGAUACUGGUGAUAACCUAUGGGAGGACUAUUGCUUUUCAUAGUGCAGACACUCUGGAGCAGAUUAAAUCAUUUGAAGCUCCUGCUACAGUCAACUCUGCAUCCCUUCACCCUGAGAAAGAAUGUCUUGUAGCUGGUGGUGAAGACUUUAAACUUUAUAAGUAUGAUUAUAAUACAGGAGAAGAGCUAGAAUCUUGCAAAGGGCACUUUGGUCCCAUUCACUGUGUGAGAUUUAGUCCAGAUGGAGAGUUGUAUGCUAGUGGCUCCGAGGAUGGAACGUUAAGACUGUGGCAGACAACAGUAGGAAAAACAUACGGUCUUUGGAAAUGUGUAAUUCCUGAAGAGGAAGGUGGAGAGCUGGCAAAACCAAGGGUCAGUCUUCCAGGAACUGCAGAAGAGGAACUAGAAGACCUUGCUUCUGAAAAUUCAGAUUCCAUCUACAGCUCAACUCCUGAAGUUAAGGCUUGACCAUCACAGCUGUUACUCCACAAAUGGACAUACAGACUAAACCAAGCAAACAGUGAUAAGCAGCAGCCUUCCAGAGUACGCUCUCUACAUAAGGCAAAGAUGGGCAGUAAUUGAUGAGAAUGCGUUGGAGCUGGCUAGGUGGUAUCCAUAAAAGAACUGAGUAUUGAAAAAGACAAGUAGUAGAGUUCUGCUAUAUUUCAGCGUAGCCGCCUACUGUCUUUUUGAAUGAAGUGUGCAAGCCAAGAUCCAGUCUUUCCAAUUUCAAUUAGACUUAAUUGUAGUGUCUUUAUUAUGGAGGAAAUAUGUAAUGGCUUUUACCAAUAUUUGUUCUGAAAGUUGGAAAAUUUGGCAUCCUAUCUAAAGAAGGGAUUAUGUGCUAAAGUAUUUGGUUCAGAUUUUCUGUUUCAUUGUACACUGCUUCUGAACAUGUUUUCAGUUGUCUAAAUAAAAUGCCUUGACAACAGACUCCUAUUUUAAUGUUAAUAUUGGGUUCGUGGAAUAGAAAAGGAAUACUUAUAGCCUAAUUCUUACUAGUAUCCAUUUAUUUUUUAGUAUUUUACAAAGAGGGGAAAAAACAUUUUUUUUCAUAUUAAAGUCUCUGAAAUAGUGGUUGACAGGUACCCUGCUUCACAAAUCUUGUAUCUUUUAUUCUUUAUACUUUGUUAAAGUGAAUCUUGAAAAUAUCACUUUUUUGGAACACCUGAAAUAUAUACUCCAGAAAUGGUUUCAGAAACUGACCGUAUUCCUCUAGAGUGGAUAUAUACAGAGCAUGCAUUUAGUCAUCCAAACUGGUUUAAAAAGUAGUGGUUUUUCCUUCAAUAUAAACUAUAUUUUUCUUCAUUAAAGCAACGUUAUGGCCAUA
This is a messenger RNA of Pelodiscus sinensis (Chinese soft-shelled turtle), 1978 nucleotides long. The record is from RefSeq and is a predicted model, not a curated record. Lineage: Eukaryota; Metazoa; Chordata; Testudines; Trionychidae.